AUGUGGUCCCCACCCUGUGUCCAUGUGACACAGUCCCCACAACCUGGUGCUCCAUGUAAGCGCCCAUGUGACACAGUCCCCACAACAUGUGUCCCCACAACCUGGUGCUCCAUGUACAGUCCCCACAACCCAGUCCAUUCCCCACAACCUGUGCUCCAUGUACACAGUCCCCAACCUGGUGCCCAUGUGACAGUCCCACAACCACUCCAUGUGUCCCCACAACCUGCCCAUGUGACACAGUCCCACAACCUGGUGCUCCAUGUAAUACAGUCCCUACAACCUUGUGCUCCAUGUGUCACAGUCCCCACAACCUGGUGCUCCAUUCCCCACAACCUGGUGCUCCAUGUGACACAGUCCCCACAACCUUGUGCUCCAUGUGACACAGUCCCCACAACCUGGUGCUCCAUCAAUCGCAGUUCCUACUACUUGGUACUCCUCUUCACAGCCCCUAUGAUGUCUUCACUGUUGGCAGUGUCUCUGGCACUUCUGGUGUAUACUAGAGUGUCCCUGACGGAGACCCCGCCCUCAGGCCCCGACGCACCGCCUUUCUCCCACAGCCCCGCGCCGGACAUCACCUCGUAUCUCUUCAUCUCUUCGCCCAAUAACCACCGGAAAUCCCUCCUUGUCCUCAAUGGGUCCUAUUCAGCCAUUAUGAGCACCUGCCUAGGGCCCACCAGAGACCCCCCAGGGGACUUUACAGACCUGUCUAGAACCCCUCGGGACUGCCUAGGACCUCCCAGGACCCUACAGACGCCCACAGCCACUCCCCCUGUAUCCUCCAGACACAUAGAUCCCUCCAGCACCCCCAGGAUCACACCGACGCCCCUGGACCCCCUCAGACACACCCCAGGACCCCACAGGACCCUCAGCACCCCCUCCACUCAGGAUCACACCAACGCCCCUGGGACCCUCAGACACAUCCCAGGACCCCACAGGAUCCCCCAGCACCCCCUUUGGUUCCCAUCGACGCCCCAGGACCCCUCAGACACACCCUCAGGAGCCACCCGGGACCAGCCUGUAUUUACAACCAGUUCAAUACCCAAAGAACUGAAUACACAAGUUACAGGCCCCAUUACAUACACCAAGACGGGGGUUAACGAGUCCGUGGGUAAGAGUCCAUUGGUGAGAGUCCUCGGGUAA
Messenger RNA from Homarus americanus (American lobster), 1140 nucleotides. RefSeq names its product mucin-2-like. The coding region runs from base 1 to 1140 and encodes 379 amino acids. Lineage: Eukaryota; Metazoa; Arthropoda; Malacostraca; Decapoda; Nephropidae. The transcript has 7 exons. The record is from RefSeq and is a predicted model, not a curated record.